Molecule: messenger RNA, 3903 nt
Organism: Serinus canaria (Common canary)
Lineage: Eukaryota; Metazoa; Chordata; Aves; Passeriformes; Fringillidae
Gene: SERINC2
Product: serine incorporator 2
Exons: 10
Coding region: 1443-3281 (612 amino acids)
Cellular component (GO): membrane
Source: RefSeq, a predicted model, not a curated record
AAGGCAGCUGGCGGGGGGGGUGGUGUAUCUGGGGUGGUGUAACUAGGAUGGUGUAAUUGGGAUGGUGUAGUUGGGUUGUGAUGUAACUGGAGUGGUGUCAUUGGGUUGUGGUGUAGUUGGGGUGGUGUAGCUGGGGUGAUGUUACUGGGAUGGUGUAUUUGGGUUGUGGUGUAAUUGGGGUGGUGUAGUUGGGUUGUGAUGGGAUGGUGUAGUUGGGGUGAUGUAACUGGGGUGGUGUAGUUGAGUUGUGGUGGGGUGGUGUAGUUGGAGUGGUGUAACUGGGGUGGUGUUGUCGUGUUGGUGUUGUUGUGUUGGUGUUAUCGUGUUGGUGUUGUCGUGUUGGUGUUGUCGUGUUGGUGUUGUCGUGUUGGUGUUGUUGGGGUGGUGCUGUGGGUCAGUGCUGUUGGGGUGGUGUUGGGUGGGUGUUUUUGGGUUGCAGUUGUUGGGGUGAUGUUGUUGGGCUGGUGUAGGUUGGUUGGUGUAGUUGGGGUGGUGUACUUGGCUUGGUGGUGUUUGGGUGAUGUUGGAUGGAUGUUUUUGAGUUGGUACCGGGGUGACAUAGUGGGGCUGGUGUUCUUGGGUUGAUGUUGAGGUGAUGGUGUGGGUUGAUAUUGUUGGGCUGAUGUUGGCUGGGUGUUUUUGGGUUGAUGUUGGGCUGGUGGAGUUUGGCUGGUUGUGUUGGGCUGGUGUUGGUGUAGUUGGGCUGUUGUUGGGGUGGUGUAGUUGGGUUGGUGGUGUGGCUUGGUGGUUUGGGGUGAUGUUGGCUGGGUAUGUUUGAGUUGGUAUUGUUGGGGUGGUGUAGCUGGGUUGGUGUUGGGGUGAUGCUGGACUGGUGUAGUUGGGCUGUUGUUUUUGGGAUGGUGUAGUUGGGAGGAUGUAUUUGGGGUGGUGUAGUUGGGUUGGUGGUGUGGGUCAGGGUUGUUGGGGUGAUGUUGGGUGGCUGUUUUGGGUUGGUGUUGUUGGUUGUAGUUUGGUCAGUCGUGUUGGGCUGGUGUUGGUGUAGUUGGGCUGUUGGGAUGGGUUGGUGUUCUUGGGGUGAUGCUGGGGUGGUGUUGUGAUGGUGGAGUUGGGAUGAUGUAAUUGGGGUGGUGUAGUUGGGCUGGUGGUUUGUCUUGGUGUUGUUGGGGUGGUGUUUUUGGGCUGGUGGUGUUGGACUGGUGUAGUUCAGUCAGUUGUGUUAGGUUGGUGUUGUUGGGUUGGUGUAGUUGGGUUGGUGUUGUUGUGUUGCUGCAGUUGAUCUGGUGUUGGUGUUGUUGGGUUGGUGUUGUUGGGUUGGUGUAGCUGGGUUGCUGCAGUUGAUCUGGUGUUGGUGUAGUGGGGCUGUUGUUGUGUUGUUGGGAUGAUGUAACUGCGCUGGUGGUGUAGGUUGGUGUCAGUGUGGUGUUAGGGGGGUGUUUUAGCAUUGGUGUUGGGGUGAUGCUGCUGGUUUGGGGUUUGGGGUGAUGCUGCUGGAUGAUCUUUUUGGGAGGGUGGUGUUGGGCUGGUGGAGUUUGGGUGCUGUUGUCGGGGUGAAAUUGUUGGAGUGCUGUUUUGGGGUGCUGUUGCUAUAUGGAUAUUUUUGGGGUGCUGUUUUGGGGUGCUGUUGCUGUAUGGGUGUAUUUGGGGUGCUGUUGCUGUAUGGGUGUAUUUGGGGCGCUGUUUUUUGGGGUGCUGUUGCUGUAUGGGUGUUUUUGGGGUGCUGCUGCUGUGUGGGUGUAUUUGGAGCGCUGUUUUUGGGGUGCUGUUGCUGUUUGGGUGUAUUUGUGGUGCUGUUGCUGUGUGGGUGUAUUUGGGGUGCAGUUUUUGGGGUGCUGUUGCUGUUUGGGUGUAUUUGGGGUGCAGUUUUUGGGGUGCUGUUGCUGUUUUGGUGUAUUUGGGGCCCAUGUGCCCCGUCCCUUGUCCCGUUCUGGCCGUGCUCUCCCGGGCCCUGGGCAGGAGGGAUGGGAGCAGCCCUGACGCGUGCGAGCCCCGCUGAGGUGUCGUGUCUCUGUGGCUCUGCCCCGUGCCUGCUCUGUGGCUGCUGCCCCUCGGCCAAGAACUCCACCAUCUCCCGCCUCCUCUUCACCUUCUUCCUCUUCCUCGGCACCCUCGUGUCCAUCAUCAUGAUAAUCCCGGGCGUGGAGAAGGAGUUGCACAAGCUCCCCGGUUUCUGUGAAGGCAGUGGCUCGGUGCUGGGGGUCCAGACCAACGUGGACUGCAGCAGCUUCCUGGGCCACAAGGCCGUGUAUCGCAUGGGCUUCGCCAUGGCCGCCUUCUUCUGCCUCUUUGCCGUGCUCAUGGUGUGCGUGCGCAGCAGCAAGGACCCGCGGGCCGCCCUGCAGAACGGCUUCUGGUUCUUCAAGUUCCUGGCGCUGGUGGGGAUCACGGUGGGCGCCUUCUACAUCCCCGACGGCACCUUCACCUCAGUCUGGUUUUACUUUGGCGUGGUCGGCUCCUUCCUGUUCAUCCUCAUCCAGCUCGUGCUGCUCAUCGACUUCGCGCACUCCUGGAGCCAGCGGUGGCUGCACAACGCGGAGCAGGGCAGUGCCAAGGGCUGGUACGCAGCCCUCUGCACCGUCACCUUCCUCUUCUACGCCGCCUCCAUCGCCGCCGUUGUGCUGCUCUAUGUCUACUACACCAAGCCCGAGGGCUGCACGGAGGGCAAGGCCUUCAUCAGCAUCAACCUCAUCCUCUGCCUCAUCGUCUCGGUUGUGUCCAUCCUGCCCAAGAUCCAGGAGGCUCAGCCACACUCGGGGCUGCUGCAGGCAUCCCUCAUCACCCUCUACACCAUCUACGUCACCUGGGCCGCCCUGGCCAACGUGCCGAGCCGGCACUGUAACCCCACGCUGCUGCUGAGGAACAGCACUGGCUCAGCCACGGCCACCGAGCCGCUGACAACCUGGUGGGACGCCCCGAGCAUCGUGGGGCUGGUGAUCUUCAUCCUCUGCACCCUCUUCAUCAGCCUCCGCUCCUCGGACCACCCGCAGGUGAACAAGCUGAUGCUGACGGAGGAGAGCGGGGCCGGGGCCGGGGCCGGGGCCGGGCCGGGCGGGGCGGAGGAGGGCGGGGUGCACCGCGCCUACGACAACGAGCAGGACGGCGUCUCCUACAACUACACCUUCUUCCACCUCUGCCUCCUCCUCGCCGCCCUCUACAUCAUGAUGACCCUCACCAACUGGUACAGGCCGGACGAGAGCUUGCAGGUGCUGAGCAGCCCCUGGACGGCCGUGUGGGUGAAGAUCUGCUCCAGCUGGGCCGGGCUCCUGCUCUACCUCUGGACCUUGGUGGCUCCGCUGCUGCUGCCGGACCGGGACUUCAGCUGAGGUGGCCCUGGACGCGCUGCUGCCAUCGUGGCUUUGUCCCUCGAGGCUGGGGACAGCCCCAGCUCUGCCUCAGCCUCUGUUCUGCACGCAGGAGCUGCCGUGCUGGGUUGUGCCUUCUUGCAUCUCCUCUGUUUUAAUUUGAAAGGGAUGAAGUGCCAAGCACAGAAAAUUAAGGGCUGGGAGAGACCUGAGGGUGGUUUUAAAGCUCUCAUCCUCUCCGUGUUUGUGUAGUGCCUUUGGCAGUGCCUCCAGACCCUCUCUGCCCAGCAGACACCACUGCCUUGCCUUGGGAGGGUUUGGUUCUCCCCAGCUGCUGGUGCCCCGUGAGGGAUGGGUCCCUCUUGGUGCCUUUUGGCGUCUGGCAGGGUAGCAGGACCCAGGCCCUGGCCAGUUUUGUGUCCCCAGACAGCCUGGAGGGAAACAAAUCCUGGCGACUCGUGGCUGGGGGCAGAGGUCCUGCUGUGUGCCAGCCUCGGUGGUGGCCCCAGCUCCCCGGGGCUGUCCCAGCAGGAGCACAGCUCCCUGUCCUCUGCGGGGCACAGGUCAGGUGUCCCACAGGCCUGGCCCCAGCUCCUUGCCUCGGUAGUGAACUCUCGUUUGGAAUAAACGCGGUUUGUUUGGA